AUGCCGGGGCCAAGCACAACUGGAUUCUGCCUAUCGCGAACCCCAGACCCCUGCUGCCCACCCCCCGUGACGACGGUGACAAGACAUUGCCCAGAGCGACGCCUCCGCGCCGCCCCGCAACGUGGUUCAGAGCGGGAGGCGAUUCUGCACCCGCGCAGGGCCGACUGGGGCGUCCACGCGGGCCCGGUGCGGGGCCUCCGGCAGUUCUACGUGGCCGCGCAGGGAGUGACCUGGACCUACCGGCCGGAGCCCCCAGACCCCAGCUUGAAUCCUUUUAUACCUUCCUUUAAGAAAAUUGUCUACAGAGAGUAUGAACCACAUUUUAAGAAGGAAAAGCCACGAUCUAGCAUUUCAGGACUUCUUGGGCCUACUUUAUAUGCUGAAGUUGGAGACAUCAUGAAAGUUUACUUUAAGAAUAAGGCAGACAAACCCAUAAGCAUCCAUCCUCAAGGAAUUAAGUACAGUAAAUUCUCAGAAGGUGCUUCUUAUACGGACCACACAUCCCCUCUGGAGAAAAUGGAUGAUGCGGUGGCACCGGGCCAAGAGUACACCUACGAGUGGGUCAUCAGUGAGGACAGUGGGCCCACCCAGGACGACCCCCCGUGCCUCACACAUAUCUAUUACUCUUAUGAGAAUCUGACAGAGGAUUUCAACUCAGGGUUGAUUGGACCUCUGCUCAUCUGUAAGAAAGGCACCCUAACAGAGGAUGGGACUCAGAAGAUGUAUGACAAGCAACAUGUGCUGUUGUUUGCUGUGUUUGAUGAAAGCAAGAGCUGGAACCCAUCACCGUCUCUGAUGUACACGGUCAAUGGUUAUGUGAAUAAAACAAUGCCAGCUCUCACAGUCUGUGCUUACGACCACAUCAGCUGGCAUCUGAUUGGAAUGAGCUCUGAGCCAGAACUGUUCUCCAUCCACUUCAACGGCCAGGUCCUAGAGCAGAAGCAUCAUAAAGUUUCCACUAUCACAUUGGUCAGUGCUACAGCCACCACUGCCAACAUGACCGCGAGCCCAGAGGGAAAGUGGACCAUAUCUUCACUCAUCCCUAGGCAGUUUCAAGCUGGGAUGCAGGCUCAUAUUGAUAUUACAAACUGUCCAAAGAAAACCAGGACUACUACGAAACUAACCCGCGAACAGAGGCGGUACAUCAAGAGAUGGGAGUACUUCAUUGCCGCAGAGGAAAUGAUGUGGGACUAUGCACCUAUAAUACCAACAACUAUGGACAAACUAUACAGAUCUCUGCACUUGGAUAAUUUCUCAAACCAAAUUGGAAAAAUUUAUAAGAAAGUUGUUUACAAACAGUACCAAGAUGAGAGCUUUACCAAACGCAUGGACAAUACCAAAAUCAAUGAAAAUGGGAUUUUGGGCCCUAUUAUUAGAGCCCAGGUCAGAGACACACUCAAAAUCGUGUUCAAAAAUUCGGCCAGUCGACCCUACAGCAUUUACCCUCAUGGAGUGACCUUCUCCCUUUAUGAAGACGAUGUCAACUCUUCCUCUACCUCAGGCAACCACACCAUGAUCCGUGCAGUUCAGCCCGGAGAAACUUAUACUUAUAAAUGGAACAUCCUCGAGUCUGAUGAACCCACAGACAGUGACGCACAGUGCUUAACAAGACCAUACUACAGUGAUGUAGAUGUCACCAGGGACAUUGCCUCUGGCCUGAUAGGGCUUCUUCUAAUUUGUAAGAGCAGAUCCCUGGAUAUGCGAGGCAUACAGAGGGCAGCGGACAUCGAGCAGCAGGUUGUGUUUGCUGUGUUUGAUGAGAACAAGAGCUGGUACAUCGAAGACAAUAUCCACAAGUUCUGUGAAAAUCCUGAUAUGGUGAAACGGGAUGACCCCAAAUUUUAUCAAUCAAACAUAAUGAGCACUAUCAAUGGCUAUGUGCCCCAGAGUAUACCUGUUCUAGGGUUCUGCUUUGAUGACACUGUCCAGUGGCAUUUCUGCAGUGUGGGGACCCAGGAUGAUAUCUUGACCAUUCACUUCACUGGGCACUCGUUUAUCUAUGGAAAGAGGCAUGAGGACACCUUGACCCUGUUCCCCAUGCGUGGAGAGUCUGUGACUGUCACAAUGGAUAACGUUGGAACUUGGGUGUUGACUACCAUGAAUUCCAGUCCAAGAAACAAAGGCCUCCAGCUGAGAUUCAGGGAUGUUAAAUGUAUGCGGGAUGAUGAUGAAGACUCAUACGAGAUUUAUGAACCUCUAUCACCGACAGCCAUGGCUGUACGGAAGAUAUACCCUCCUUCAGAAAAUGAAGAAGAGGAGACUGAUCCAGAUGAUGAUUACCAGGAUAUCCUGGCUUCCUCAUUAGGAAUUAGGUCAUUCAGAAAUUCAUCCCUGGGUCAGAAAGAAGAUGAACUCAAUCUUACUGCCCUUGCUCUGGAGAACAGCUCUGAGCUCAUUUCUCCAAGUACAGAUGCAUCUAUCAGCUCCAAUUCUUCAUCUUCAAGCUCCACUGUCAGUAACCUCACAGAACCCCAGAAAACCCUUCCUCAUGCAGGAGCAUCCAAAGCUGGUCACCUCUUGGGACACCUCAGUGGCUUAGACAAGAACCCAGUUGUCAACUCUUCCACAGCAGAGUAUUCCAGCCCAUAUUAUGAAGACCAGAUAGAAGAUCCUCUACAGUCAGAUGUUACAGAGAUAAGCCUCCUAGAUGAAAAAGGUUUCAGAGAUGCAGAAUAUGUUAAACACAAAGCAUACAGAGCAAAAAGAAACCAAUUAGCAAAUCACAGGUUUUCCUGGAUGAUAUUACCAGCCCAUGAAACUGGGAGACAUUCAAACCAAGAUGACACUUCUUCAAAAAUGGGACCCUUGGAGGAUCUUCCCAGUAAUCUGCUACUCUUAAAACAAAAGAAUCCAUCGAAGAUUUUGGAAGGGAAAUGGCAUGUGGCUUCUGAAAAAGGUGGCUAUAAAAUAACCCAAGAUACUAAUGAAAAUAUGGAUGAGCUGCUAAACAGCCCCCACAAUGUCUCAAGGACUUGGAGAGAAAGCAUCCCUGAAAACAAUCCAGGAAAACAGAGUGACCACCCAAAGUUUUCUGGAGUUAGACAUAAAUCUCUACAAGUAAGACAGCAUGGAGAAAAUAGUGGAUUGAAGAAAAGACCAUUUCUCAUCAGAACACGGAAAAAGAAAAAGGAACCGAAGCUUGCACACCAUAUCCCACUCUCUGUAAGGGGCAUUUACCCUCUCAGAGGAGCAGACUACAUCGCAUUUUCAGACAGAAAACUUAACCAUUCAUUACUACUCCUUAAGUCCAAUGAAACAUCUGUUCCCACAGACUUCAAUCAAACAUCCCCCUCUAUCAAUCUUGUCCAGAUAGGCUCACUUCCUAACCAUAAUCUGAGCCUCCCAAAUGACACUAGUCAAGCAAGCUCCCCUCCAGAUUUUUAUCAGACUGUGCCCCCAGAGGAACACUAUCAAACAUCUCCUAUUCAAGACACUGAUCAAGUGCACUCCACUACAGACCCGAGUCACAGGUCCUCUCCUCCAGAGCUCAGCCAGAUGCUCAAGCAUGAAUUAAGUCAUGAGUUAUAUCCUGUUGACAUUGGUCAACAAUUUCAUGCUCUGGAACAUGAAGCCUGGCAGAUGACUAGCUCUUCAGGCCUCAGUGAACCAUCUUCUUCUUCAAGCCAAGGUCAGAUGACCCCCUCUUCAGACCUCAGCCAGAUAAUCACCUCCCCAGGCUUUGGGCAGAUCCCCCUUUCCCCAGACCUCAGUCACAAAAGCCCCUCCCCGUACCUCAGCCAGAUGCCCCUCUCUCCAGAACUUGGUGAGACCAGCCUUUCUCCAGACUUCAGUCAGAUGACCUCCUCAGACCUCAGCCAGGUGCCUCUGUCUCCAGAUCUUGGUGAGACCAGCCUUUCCUCAGACCUCAGACAGAUGACCUCCUCCCCAGACCUCAGCCAGAUGCCUCUGUCUCCAGAACUUGGUGAGGCCAAACUUUCCCCCAACCUCAGUCAGAUGACCCACUCCCAAGAUCUCAACCAGAUACCUUAUUCCCCUGGGCUCAGCCAAGUAACUAUCUCUCCAGACAUCAGUGAGACAACCCUUCCUCCAAAUUUCAGGCAAACAUCACAUCCUUCAGACCUUGAUCAGGCAUCCUACCCUUGCAACUCUAGUCAGUUGCUGCCUCUUUCAGAAUUUAAUCAGACUUCUUAUCCAGACCUUGUUCAUAUGCCAUCUCCUCUCCCAUCUCCUAAACUCAAUGAUACUUUCAUAUCAAAUGAAUUUAAUCCACUAGUUGUAGUGGGUUUAAGUGGAGAUUAUGGAGAUUUCACUGAGAUUACUCCACGGCAGAAAGACCAAAUCAGUGAAGAAGACUAUGCUGAAAUUGAGUAUGUGGCUUACAAUGACCCCUACCAAACUGACAGGAGGACAGACAUCAACUCUUCCAGAAAUCCUGACAACAUUGCAGCGUGGUACCUCCGCAGCAACAAGGGAAACAGAAAAUAUUAUUAUAUUGCUGCUGAAGAAAUAUUCUGGGAUUAUGCAGAAUUUGCACAAAGUGAAACUGACAAUGAAGACAGCGAUGACAUUCGGAAGGAUACCACAUACAAGAAAGUCGUUUUCCGAAAGUACCUGGACAGCACUUUUACCAAACGCGACCCACGGGGCGAGUAUGAGGAACAUCUCGGCAUUCUCGGUCCGAUUAUUAGAGCCGAAGUGGAUGAUGUCAUACAAGUUCGUUUUAAAAAUUUAGCAUCUAGGCCAUAUUCUCUUCAUGCCCAUGGACUGGCCUAUGAGAAAUCAUCAGAAGGAAAGACUUAUGAAGACGAUUCUCCUGAAUGGUUUAAGGAUGAUAAUGCUGUUCAGCCCAAUAAGAGUUAUACGUAUGUAUGGCAUGCCACCGACCAGUCAGGGCCAGAGAACCCUGGCUCAGCCUGCCGGGCUUGGGCAUACUACUCAGCUGUGAAUCCGGAAAAAGACAUCCACUCGGGCUUGAUAGGGCCCCUUCUGAUCUGCCGAAAAGGAACGCUUCACAAGCAGAGCAACAUCCCUGUGGACAUGAGAGAAUUUGUCUUACUCUUUAUGGUCUUUGAUGAGAAGAAGAGUUGGUACUAUGGAAAGUCUGAAAGGACAUGGAAACUGGAAUCUUCAGAAGUGAAAAACUCCCAUGAGUUCCACGCCAUUAAUGGGAAGAUCUACAGCUUGCCGGGCCUGAGAAUGUACGAGCAAGAGUGGGUGAGGUUACACCUGCUGAACACGGGCGGCUCCAGAGACAUUCACGUGGUUUACUUUCAUGGCCAGACCUUGCUGGAGAACGGCACUCAACAGCACCAGCUGGGCGUCUGGCCCCUUCUACCUGGUUCAUUUAAAACACUUGAAAUGAAGGCAUCAAAAGCUGGUUGGUGGCUCUUAGACACAGAGGUUGGAGAAAAUCAGAGAGCAGGGAUGCAAACACCAUUUCUCAUCAUAGACAAAGAUUGUAAGAUGCCAAUGGGACUAAGCACUGGAAUUAUAUCUGAUUCACAGAUGAAGGCUUCUGAAUAUCUGCGUUAUUGGGAGCCCAAAUUAGCAAGAUUAAACAAUGCUGGAUCAUAUAAUGCUUGGAGUGUAGAAAAAAACGCAUUAGAAACCGCCUCUAAACCUUGGAUCCAGGUGGACAUGCAAAGAGAAGUCGUCAUCACGGGGAUCCAGACCCAGGGUGCCAAACAUUACCUCAAGUCUUGCUACACCACCGAGUUCUAUGUGGCUUACAGUUCUGACCGCACCAGCUGGCAGAUCUUCAAAGGAAACAGCACGAAGCAAGUGAUGUAUUUUGAUGGCAAUUCAGAUGCCUCUACAAUAAAAGAGAAUCAGUUUGACCCACCUAUUGUGGCCAGAUACAUUAGGAUAUCUCCAACAAGAUCCUAUAACAGACCUACCCUUCGACUGGAGCUGCAAGGCUGUGAGGUUAAUGGAUGCUCCACACCACUGGGUAUGGAAAAUGGAAAGAUAGAAAACAAGCAGAUCACAGCCUUCUCGUUUAAAAAAUCCUGGUGGGGAGAUUACUGGGAGCCCUCCUGUGCCCGCCUUAAUGCCCAGGGCCGAGUGAAUGCCUGGCAACCCAAGGCAAAUAACCACCAACAGUGGUUACAAAUUGAUCUGCUCAAAAUCAAGAAGAUAACUGCGAUUGUAACACAGGGCUGCAAGUCUCUAUCUUCUGAAAUGUAUGUGAAGAGUUACACCAUUCACUACAGUGACCAGGGCAUGGAAUGGAAACCUUACAGGCAGAAAUCCUCCAUGAUGGAAAAGGUUUUUGAAGGAAACAGCAAUGUCAAGGGACAUGUGAAGAACUUUCUCAAUCCACCAAUCAUUUCUAGGUUUAUCCGCAUCAUUCCUAAAACAUGGAAUCAGAGUAUUGCACUUCGCUUGGAACUGUAUGGCUGUGAUAUUUACUAGAACUGAAUAUUUUAAAAAAAGAAAGAGAGAGAGAGACUCUUAAAGACCUCAAAAUAUCUAGGGUGGGCAGUGUGUUUUGUGGCUAUUUUGAACAUUAAAUUUUUUCUACUAUUUCAUUUUUUCUUUUAGAAAAUAAAAUUUUAUAUAACAAACUUUUAUAAUGUAACUCGCUGCUGCCAUUAAGUGAGAUGCAUUAAUUUGUAUAUUAUAUGGGAAAUAUCAAGAAGCAAUAAAAUGGCUUGUCUCUUACA
Fukomys damarensis (Damara mole-rat) is the source of this 6626-nucleotide messenger RNA. It is a transcript of the gene F5, whose product is annotated as coagulation factor V. Gene Ontology annotation, molecular function: copper ion binding. The record is from RefSeq and is a predicted model, not a curated record. The transcript is spliced from 27 exons. NCBI's taxonomy places the organism in Eukaryota, Metazoa, Chordata, Mammalia, Rodentia, Bathyergidae. The coding region runs from base 1 to 6375 and encodes 2124 amino acids.